This is a messenger RNA of Cyclopterus lumpus (lumpfish), 4854 nucleotides long. Its product is annotated as transcription intermediary factor 1-alpha-like. Lineage: Eukaryota; Metazoa; Chordata; Actinopteri; Perciformes; Cyclopteridae. Gene Ontology annotation, molecular function: zinc ion binding; protein binding. The record is from RefSeq and is a predicted model, not a curated record.
AAUAUGUGGUAUGUGUUUUUACCUUCUGCACAGAUGGCCGCCUUUCCCAUGGACAUAUCAGCUUCAAAAUACAAUGUAUGUAGCGUAAAUUUAAGUCAUCAGUGACUAUACCCCAUUAUAUUGUGUUUGAAUAAGAAACGCCUCAAACCGGGGACUUAAUUUACGGUUCCUGGUAUAACGUGCAGUUAAAAAUAGCCUACGUUGCUAAUUUAGCUUCCAAAACGGAAAUUAUCAAUAGUUGCACUUCAACAAAAACUGUUAACGCACAGUUUAAUAAACCACCGAGUAGGAUGACAUGUCUACGUCUGUAAUGUUGUAAUGUAUAACAGUAGAAUGUACAUCCGCUAUCUGGCUCGGUGAAUCGGGAAUAGACUAUCCUUUGUUUCCAAUCGUAACCCUGUAUUGAUUGGUCGGGAAGUAGCAAGGGGAAGAAGAAAAAAAAACAAAAUGGAUGAAAGUGCUGAAAAUGUUGACAACGACGACAUUGUCAUUAUUGUGGAGAACGAGGCGGAAAGUUUGCCAGCGGAGGAGGAGAGGCUGAAACCGCAAGGCACCUUCGGGCUCAUGGACACCUGUCCCAUCUGCAAGUUGAGCUUCCACAACAGAGAGCCCAAACUCCUGCCGUGUCUUCACUCGUUCUGCAAAAGGUGUCUCCCUGCCCCCUUCAGAAGUGCUGACCCGAGGCGUGAUUCACAAGGUCAAGUCGACAACAAAUCAUUGGGUGCCGUUCGAUGUCCAGUAUGCAGACAGGAAUGCUGGGAGAUGGACAUGCUGGAUAAUUUCUUUGUCAAGGACUCUGUCGAGGUGCCGAGCAGCACCGUGGAGAAAAGCAGCCAGUUGUGUAUCAGCUGCGAUGACAACACCGAGGCAACGGGGUACUGCGUGGAGUGUGUGGAGUUCCUGUGUGUGACGUGUAUUGAGGCCCACCAAAGGGUCAAGUUCACCAGGGAUCACACCAUACGGCAGAAGGAAGAGAUGUCUCCAGAAGCAGUAGGUAUGUCCACACAGAAGCCUGUGUUUUGUGACGUCCACAAGCAGGAGCCCCUGAAGCUGUUUUGUGAGACGUGUGACCGACUCACCUGUCGGGACUGUCAGCUGCUUAAACACAAGGAUCACAACUACCAGUUUUUGGAUGAUGCAUACAGGAACCAUAAGCAUCAUCUGGAGAACAUGACGCAUCAGUUGCAAGAGAAAAGAAAGGCCAUCGAGGACGUGUCCACCUGUAUCAGCACUGGACUCCAGCAAGUCGAGGAAAACCGGAAGUCUGUUACCAAUGAAAUAAAGAAAUCCAUCUGUACCUUGAUUAUGGAGAUCAACAGGAAAGGAAAGAUUCUGGUGAACCAGCUUGAGGCUCUGACUAAAGACCACGAGGUGGGUUUGAAAAAGCAGCAAGAUGACGUCAACUCUCUGAGCCGGCACCUAGACCACGUCAUCAACUUCACUAAAUGGGCCACAGCCAGCCAUAGUGGAACAGCCCUGCUGUACUGCAAGAGACUGAUCCUUUUCCAGAUCCAUUACCUGAUGAGAGCAAGCUGUAAUCCCUCCAUCGUCCCUCAGAGUUCUGUUCGCUUUCAGUGUCGCUCCGGUUUCUGGGCCACAAAUGUCGACCUUGGUUCUUUGGUUGUAGAAAGAGGCCAGGGCCGGCCACCCAUCCCCAACCACCCGGCAGGUCCCAGAGCAGAAGCGCCCCCUGGAGGUCUUUCCGUCUCAGCUCAGCAGCGACAGAGCACCUUGGCUCAGCUGCAGAUGCAUGUGGAUAAGCUUGCCCAGCAACCCAACCGACAGCCCCCCCCUAACCACUGGUCCUGGUACCAAAAUGUCAGGGUCCCGGGACAACCCGGCCCUCCACCCCAAACCAGACCCAUCCACGGAGGGUCCUCCCCCUCCCAAGGCCCUCAAAGCUUGGGACAGCCCGGGCGCAGAUACGGAAGCUCUUACCCCAACCCUAGAAGCCCCACAUCAUCCAUGCUACACAACACAGGAUUCCCCCCUGCUCAGUCUCUGAGAGAUCUGAUCCAUAGCUCCGGCUUCCCACCGAAACCCAUGGAUGUGUUGCAGGGUACGUCCCGCUACCCACCGCCUCUGUCUGCAGGAGCAGCGACACAGAUGUCACUACAGCAGCGGGGCCUCACGGAGCCCUCCUUCCUGAAGAGGACUGAGGCGGGUGGAUCUGUCCCCUCCAUCACCAUCUCUAUUCCCAAACCCAGCUUCGCUCCAAGUCUAGCUUCAGCAACCACAGAUAAAACAAGCACAUUUAAUCACACAGCAGUUCUAGCAAGGCAGAACUCCCCAAUGGCCAAACCAUCGUCCUCAGACAGAGGCACAGGGACGACUUCCUGGAGGCAGAGCUCUGAGCCUCCAUCUGCCCCCCAAGCCAAGCGACGAAGAAGGUCGUCCCCAGGGCCCGUCAUCGUCAUCAAGGAUGAACCAGAGGACGAGGAUGAUGUUCGAUUUGUGCAGUCCAGCGUAGGCUCCAGCCUGCCGGACAGCAGCACCGGGGGUCAGUCAAAGCCUCGGCCGCAGCUAAAGGCACCUGCACCAGACCCGGUGCCUGCAUCGGAGUCUGGAGCCGAGUCAAGCAGAGCAGUCAAAGAGCAGCGGCCGCAGCCCGCAGCGCAGCCCGAGUCUGAAAAGAGAGCGGAGCCGGAGGAAGACCCCAAUGAGGACUGGUGCGCCGUCUGUCAGAACGGGGGGGAACUGCUCUGUUGCGACAAGUGCCCCAAAGUCUUCCAUCUGGCCUGCCACAUUCCCGCUCUGAAUGAGUCCCCCAGUGGGGAGUGGUUCUGUUCGCUCUGCCGAGACCUCGCCUCCCCGGAGAUGGAGUACGACUGUGACAGCAAGGACGACCCCGUCUGUGAAGGGUUCCCACCCACUGGCAGGAGGCGGUGUGAGAGGCUGCUGCUACGUCUGUUCUGCAAUGACUUCAGCACUGACUUCCAGCAGCCCGCUACUCCAUCAGAGACGAGACGUUACAAAGAGCUGAUCAAGACCCCGAUGGAUUUGUCAAUUGUCAAGAAGAAACUGGAGUUGAAGUCGCAGGAAGGUCAAUGUUAUAACGGUCCAGAGGGGUUUGUCGCAGACGUCCGGCUCAUAUUCUUCAACUGUGCAAAAUACUACAAGGCGACCUCCGAAGUGGGGAGUGCAGGCUUGUACUUGGAGGACUACUUUGAGGAGCAGUUGAAACUAGUCUACCCGGAUAAGGUGUUCCCCGGAGGGAGGGAAGAACAGAUGAUCCCUCCCCUCGAGGAGGAGAUAGAUGAAGAGGAAGAGAUGACGGCGCAGGGCAUGGCUCCCAUGGAAGACGAUAAACCACAAAGUCCCGCGGGAACAGGAAUCCCGCCUGUGGAAGAAGACUUGCCGGCUCUGGAAGAAGCAACAGCCCCUGCAGAGGAGGAAAGGUCAGAAACGGAGGAGAAGGUGGUUGAUGCGAGUGAAAAGGGGAUGGAGGCAACAACAGCAGCAGCAGCAGCAGCAACAACAACAGCAACAGCAGCAGCAGCAGCAGCCACUGCCACCGAGGGAGAUGCACCUUCUGCAGAGGAGGCAGAGGAGGCAGAGGAGGCAGAGGAGGCAGAGCAGGCAGAGGAGUCAGAGCAGGCAGAGGAGAUUCCUGUGAAGGAGAUGGAAAGCUCUCCAGCUGCUGUUGGUGAGACAAAAGAAGAAGACCCUCCCAAAUCCCCGAAAGAGGAGAGCCCUGAGCUCCCCACACAGACGCCUGUGGGGAGCCCUGAACUCCCCACAGAGACGCCUGUGGAUGCGCCUGAAACCCAGGAGGAGUCCGCUCCUGCAGACACGGCCAAAGAGGAACAGGGAUAGAUGACAGCCGAGAGAAACUGUAGACAAGAUGGAUGAUUCCAGUCUUCCGCAGAAGUGGCCCCAGUGGGGACCGACAUUUGCUGCAAUCAGACAUUUAUUUUGGUAAUGUGUUAUAUUUGCAUUAGGAAAGAAGUGCUGCUAAGCUAAAUAGACUUAUUUAGUAGCAGUCAUGCAGUAGAUGCACAAUGAAGGGAGUAAAUAAGCUUUUUUUUUUUUUUUUUUUUGCUGGACUGAGGUUACAAUUUUACUGUAACAUGGAUUGUUAUUUUCUGUAAUGAUAUAACUGAAAAGCACACAAAGAUAUUCUUAGUCAUAAAAUAAUUUAACAAAGCCAACAUCAUAAAAAUAAGAAAAAAAAUGUGUGAUUAGUAAUGCAUGCAAGUCUUGAUGUAAAUAUUAAUGACUCCAUUUUCCUGUUUAUAAGCUUUGGCUAUCUUGCACUAGCCAUUUGGCUCAUGAACAAAUUACGUUUUAUUGCAAUAGUAUUUUUUUUUAAAUUUUGUUAGUAUUGUAUUAAAGGACAGUUCUAUGUACAAAAUAAAUUGAAUUGUGCUGCUUGGAUAUUUUAGAACAAACUUAUUUAAAUUCUCAACGUUUUGUCAUAAAGAUCCCUUGUUUUUAUCAGGAGAACACUGCUUCAGACUUUACUGUUCGCACUCUUAGAUAGUUCAGAGACAUAAUAAUCACCUCAACAUCAGCCUCUGACAACAGUGUGUGUUCUCCAAAUUGUGUCCUUGCCCUUCUGCAGCAUGAUUACGUUUGUGUAAGAUUAGGCCUAAGCCUUGUGGUUUUAGCUGGGUUCCCUCACUGAAAGCAAUGGAAGUGUGCAGUUAGACCCAAAGAACAGAGGCUUCACUUAACGAAACCUUUCUGGAGCUCACAUGGCGUCAAACUCACACUUCAGCGUCAGUGUAAAUCACUUUGUCCAAUAUUAACACUUUUAUUAUUUAUUGAGGAUACACAGGACCUGUAAAUGAACUCUGCAAACAAUGUUAUUACCUGCAUUUACAAUAUUUGUAAUAAACAGGUUUAAAUGUA